Messenger RNA from Pelagomonas calceolata, 1571 nucleotides. The record is from the annotation of a GenBank genome assembly. Lineage: Eukaryota; Pelagophyceae; Pelagomonadales; Pelagomonadaceae.
CAGUGGAGUGCGACGCGCCUAGCCGACGCCUGCACCUACAAACUUCACGAACAGUCGCACUUGUGCGAAAUCCAGUCCAGGAGUAAUCGUGCUCCGUCCGGCAGCGCCUGUCCGCUUGCAAAAAGUCGUCCUUGCACAGCAGUGCAAAACUGCUACAACUCCCGACCGUCGUGCCGCGAGAAGAGAAGAUGCUCAAGCUCUCAACAUUAGCAGUCGUCGCGUUGGGCUACACGCCGCCGGGCCGCGCGCGCCAGCCACUGACGCCGCACGCAGCUUCAUCAGGCUACAUCGCGGACAUCCCGCAAGGCGCGCCGGACGCCAUUUUAGGAAUAGCGCAGGCCUUCCGCGAAAGCAAUGCAGAGAACAAGGUGAAUCUGGCCGUCGGCGCUUAUAGGGAUGACGGCGGCGUGCCCUUCGUGCUGCCGUCCGUAAGCGAGGCCGAGCGCCGCAUUCUGGAGCGAGGAGAAAAAAAGGAGUAUGCUCCCAUCGACGGCCUGGCGGACUACACGAAGCUGGCCUUGCAGUUCGCCUACGGCGACUGCGCGCCUCUCAAGGAGGGCCGCAUCGCGGGCGUGCAGACGCUGUCCGGGACGGGCGCGUGCCGCAUCGCGGGCGAGUUCUACGCGCGCUUCCUGCCGGAGGGCACGGCGAUCUACGCUUCUGAUCCUACCUGGGGCAACCACAUCCCGAUUAUGAAAUUAGCCGGCUUGGAGGUCAAAAGGUACAAGUACCUGGACCGGGCGACGAAUACGCUGGAUUUUGACGGGUUCAUGAGUGAUUUGGAAGCGGCACCAUCGGGCUCGAUCUUCCUGCUCCACGCGUGCGCGCACAACCCGACGGGCGUCGACCCGACGCCGGAGCAGUGGCGCGUUGCCGCGUGGAACUCAAGUGGGGACCUAAUUCACUGGUCGAUUUCCACGCAGGCGCGCGAUCUCGCAGAAGAUUUUGGAGAAGGGCCACCACGUGCUCAUGGACUGCGCCUACCAGGGCUUCGCGAGCGGCGACGCGGAGAAGGACGCCUUCGCGAUUCGGUUGUUCGUGGAAGAGGGCCAUUCCUUACUGCUGGCGCAGUCCUUCGCGAAGAACUUUGGGUUAUAUGGCGAGCGCGUCGGCACUUUAUCCGUAUUAUGCAAGGACAAGGACGAAGCUGCCAGAGUCCUGUCGCAGCUCAAGCUCAUCAUCCGGCCCAUGUACUCGUCGCCGCCGAUCCACGGCGCGCUCAUCGUCAAGGAAGUCCUAUCGGACGCGGCGCUAUCGAAGCAGUACUACGCGGAGUGCGCGGCCAUGGCCGAGCGCAUCGGCGGCAUGCGUCUGCGACUCCGGGAGGAGAUCGAGGCGGCGGGGUCGAAGCACGACUGGUCGCACGUGACCGAUCAAAUCGGCAUGUUCGCCUUCACGGGCAUGACGGCGGACAUGUGCGACGAGCUGACGGCGGAGCACGCCAUCUACCUCACGAAGGACGGCCGCAUUUCUAUUGCCGGGCUGAACGCGGGCAACGUCGCGACGGUCGCGCGCGCGAUCCACGCCGUGACCGACGGUAAGGCGAUUGGGAGCGGGUAAGAAAGUAGUAG